Daktulosphaira vitifoliae (grape phylloxera) is the source of this 1361-nucleotide messenger RNA. Its product is annotated as TWiK family of potassium channels protein 12-like. The transcript has a single exon. The coding region runs from base 36 to 803 and encodes 255 amino acids. Gene Ontology annotation, cellular component: membrane. The record is from RefSeq and is a predicted model, not a curated record. Gene Ontology annotation, biological process: potassium ion transmembrane transport; stabilization of membrane potential. NCBI's taxonomy places the organism in Eukaryota, Metazoa, Arthropoda, Insecta, Hemiptera, Phylloxeridae. Gene Ontology annotation, molecular function: potassium ion leak channel activity.
UAAUAAUUUCUUUAAAAACAUGUUUUAAUGUAGUAAUGUUAAAAAAUGUAUAUUUCAGGUUAUGUAAUGUGACUCCACAAACACCCUGGGGUCGAGUUAUUACCAUUCUGUAUGCAUUAAUUGGCAUAACAUUAAUGUUAUUAUAUCUUUCAACUAUGGGUGAAACUUUGGCCAAGAAUUUCAGACGCAUCUACUCAAGGAUGUGUUCUGUUCCGUCCCGUCGAGAUGAAGAAGAUGAUGAACGUCAGGAUAGCAGACGUAAACGUCUUCCUCCUAAUACGGUGUCAAGUAACCACAUAGGAACUACUGGAGGAAGUGGAGGUGAUUUCAUCGACUACUAUCGAUAUGACUUUGAAACGAUAACUGGUUCUGCUGCAUUACCACCUAUUUCUCUUUCGUCUGCAAAUAUUAGUUUUAGUAACCAAAAACGAGUGCCCAUCCUAUUGUCACUUUCCAUCGUUGGAUUAUACGUAACUUUGGGGGCGUAUAUCUACCACAAGCUCGAAAAAUGGACGUUGUUGGAAGGGUCAUACUUUUGCUUCACCAGUCUAGGCACUAUCGGUUUUGGCGAGUUAGUACCCGGUGGGGUAGAAGCUACCAAAGACGUAUCGGUCUUUGUGUCGUCUGGCUACAUACUCAUUGGCAUGGCUAUUGUAGCCAUGUGCUUCCAAUUACUACAAGACGAAUUAGCCGCCAUUGCCCGAAAUUUCCGAUGGUGGUGGUGGUCAAGUAGAAAAGAGUUUGAGGAUGCGGCUAACAGUAAUGAUUCUGUAUUAAUUGUCAGCCCGACGCAUAACUCCUGACAAACAGAUUUCGGGCCGGUGACGGUAAUCGAUCGAUCGCCACUGUCACCUUCUCUUGUUAAAAAAUUGCCACUACCACCACCGGCAUUCGACGAUCACGAUCGACAUCGCAGUGCAAAGUUCCUCUUCCUCCACUUUCAUUUCAACGAGCUUCCGUUGGUCGCUGUUCCGUUCAGCCAAUCAGCAGAACAAUAGCGUCCGCAGCUACUACUACGGAAUAUUUGAUACCCCACAGUGCUAGUGAUCACAAUCUCUGUUCAACAAUUGAACUGGAGAAACUACCACCUCUACCACCAUACGCUUUACGUGUUGUUUCGGUAACACCACCAGCUAAACAGUCUUGUAUCGUUCGAUCUAAUCGUGACAAAGUAGUCACGUUUGAAGAUGAAAAAAGAACGUUCAAAGAUAGCAAUCGAGUAGCUAGUAAUAAUGAUCUAGAUGUGCGAAGUUUUCAUUCAAGUAAUUGAUAUUAAAUUAUUUUUAAAAAUAUUGUUAAGCAGUGCUCAUAUUAAUAAUUUUUAAUUCAUUUUUUCUGAAUGGACGUACAACUAAAUAAAA